This is a messenger RNA of Punica granatum (pomegranate), 697 nucleotides long. The record is from RefSeq and is a predicted model, not a curated record. NCBI's taxonomy places the organism in Eukaryota, Viridiplantae, Streptophyta, Magnoliopsida, Myrtales, Lythraceae.
UAUUAUCCCCACAUUCCAAUCUUCCUGGACUUGCAAGUAAUAGUCAACUUCGUCAGAUAUGUAUUACCAGAUGUCGGCAGAGCCUUGGGGGCACUACGUGGCAGCGGCCGCGAUGGGAGGGCCGAGGGGAGGCGGCAGCGGAGUGGACCCUGUAGAGAGGGUGGCGAGGCUGGCUGCUGGGAGCGCGGUGGUGAUGUUCAGCGUGAGCAGCUGCUGCAUGUGCCACGCGGCGAAGCGGCUCUUCCGCGGUAUGGGGGUCAGCCCCACCGUGUACGAACUAGACCUCGACCCUCGGGGCAGGGAUAUAGAGCGGGCUCUCAUUAGGCUGCUGGGGAGCUCAGCAGCCGUCCCAGUCGUGUUCAUCGGCGGGAGGUUGGUUGGGGCCAUGGACCGGGUCAUGGCCUCACACAUCAACGGCUCCCUAGUCCCACUUCUCAAAGAAGCCGGAGCACUGUGGCUCUGAUCUGCUAUCGACCAACAACAGAUAAUUAACAGCAGAGGGUCUAUAUCUAUAUAUGUCUUAUUAACGGCAGAGGGUCCCUUUGGUUUUCGACUCACGGGGAAUGGACGAGAUUUGCAGCUAAUGUCUGAUUUUUAAAUUACGUAAAGUACGAUUUAUAUGUUCAUCAAUUCCAGUAGUAAUGAUAGCAGAGGAUCAAGUAAGUUUGAAUGAAACAUGCUGAAUAUAUUAACAUAG